CGAUAAACAUUGUCACAGAGUGAGUCUAAAGUAGGACAAUAAAGGGAUCACGGUAUCAAUGCUCGAACAAUGGACUUAGCAGAUAUGAUUCUCGUCAAAUUCCUCUGUUUCAUCUACUUAAUAAAUUACACCCAAGGUUACCAUUAUGGGAACCCCCUGAACAAGUAUGUGCAUCACUAUGAGGGUCUCUCCUAUAACACCUAUGAGAUACAUGACAAGCACCUGAGAGCCAAGAGGGCCCUCCACCACCAAGACAAGUUUCUCCAUUUAGACUUCCAUGCACACGGAAGACACUUCAACCUGAGGAUGAGGAGAGACACCAGUCUCUUUGCGGAGGACCUGAAGGUUUCCGUAGGAGGCCAGGAGGUGAUCUAUGACACCUCUCACAUUUACACAGGAGAAAUAUAUGGUGAAAAGGGCACACUGAGCCAUGGUUCGGUGGUGGAUGGCAAGUUCGAGGGCUUCAUCCAGACGUACCAGGGGAAGUUCUACGUAGAGCCAGCGGAGAGAUACCUGAAGGACCGGGACGUUCCCUUCCACUCUGUUAUCUACCACGAGGACGACAUCAACUAUCCCCACAAGUAUGGUCCGGAGGGGGGCUGUGCCGACCACUCAGUGUUUGAGAAGAUGACAAAGUACCAAGCCACUGCCAUAGAGAAGCCAGACAAGGCGCUCCAUUCUGAGGAGGCGUCCAGUGACCCGGUGUUGCUGAGGAAGAGGAGGAUGGCUCAGAUAGAAAAGAACACCUGUCAGCUUUUCAUCCAGACAGACCACCUCUUCUUCAAGUACUACAAGACCAGGGAAGCUGUUAUCGCACAGAUCUCUAGUCACGUCAAGGCUAUAGAUGCCAUCUACCAGGGAACAGACUUCAUGGGCAUCCGUAACAUCAGCUUUAUGGUCAAGAGGAUACGGAUCAACACCACUACAGAUGAGCGGGACCGGUCCAACCCAUUCCGCUUCGCUAACAUCGGCGUGGAGAAGUUCCUGGAGCUGAACUCUGAGCAGAACCAUGACGACUACUGUCUGGCCUAUGUCUUCACUGACAGGGACUUUGAUGAUGGUGUCCUGGGCCUGGCCUGGGUCGGAGCUCCUGCAGGGAGUUCUGGAGGGAUCUGUGAGAAAAGUAAGCUGUACUCUGACGGGAAGAAGAAGUCCCUGAAUACCGGCAUCAUCACAGUGCAGAACUACGCCUCUCACGUCCCUCCUAAAGUCUCACACAUCACCUUCGCACAUGAAAUAGGACACAACUUUGGCUCGCCUCAUGACUCGGGGUCAGAGUGCACCCCGGGGGAGUCUAAGACCCAGGAUAAGAAGGAGAAAGGGAACUACAUCAUGUACGCCCGGGCCACAUCAGGAGACAAACUCAACAACAACAAGUUCUCCGUCUGUAGUGUCAGGAACAUCAGCCAGGUCCUGGAGAAGAAGAGGGGAAGCUGCUUUGUCGAGUCAGGCCAGCCCAUCUGUGGUAAUGGGUUAGUGGAACCAGGGGAGGAGUGUGACUGUGGAUACAGCGAUCAGUGCAGAGACCAGUGUUGCUAUGACGCCGGGCAGCCUGACAACAGGAAGUGUAAACUAAAACCCAACAAAGUCUGCAGUCCUAGCCAGGGCCUGUGCUGUACUCCUGAGUGCUUCUAUAAGGGUCGUAAUGAGAAGUGUCGUGAAGAGUCUGAGUGUGCCCAUCAGGGCAUGUGUAACGGGGGUACGGCUCAGUGCCCCACCUCAGAACCCAAGGCCAACUUCACCGCCUGCCACGGAGAGACUCAAGUCUGCCUCAACGGGGGCUGCUCUGGCUCCAUCUGUGAGAAGUAUGGUCUGGAGGUCUGUACCUGUGCCAGCGUGGAGGGCAAGGACGAGACUGACGAGCUGUGCCACGUCUGCUGUAGCGAGAAGAUGAACCCCAACACCUGCAGCAGUACAGGCUCAGAGAAACUGGCCCGGUUCUUCAAUAAGAAAAUCACCACGCUGCCCGCGGGGUCUCCCUGCAACGACUUCAAGGGCUACUGUGACGUGUUCAUGAAGUGUCGGCUGGUGGACGCGGACGGCCCUCUGGCCAGACUGAAGAAGGCCAUCUUCAACCCUGAGCUCUAUGAAAACAUUGCAGAGUGGAUAGUGGCUCACUGGUGGGCAGUGCUGUUGAUGGGCAUCGCUCUGAUCAUGCUGAUGGCUGGCUUCAUUAAGAUCUGUAGUGUCCACACUCCCUCCAGCAACCCCAAACUGCCCCCACCCAAACCACUACCAGGCACGUUGAAGAGGAGGAGAGCCCAGCAGCACGCCAGGGAGGCCCAGGUGCACCAGUCCCAGUCCCACCACGGAGAUGUCAGUCACGGCCAGCACCACCCUGUCUCUGGGGGCCAGCGGCAGCAGCCCUCCCGCCAGCCCCAGCCCCAGAGGCACCACCGCAGCCAGGGCCAGCCCAGAGAAAACUACCAGAUGGGCCAGAUGAGACGCUGAGCUGCUGAGACACUGGGGUUCGGGGUGGGAACGCUGCUCCCGUCAUCGACUGCUCCUUGCCUUGCCUUGGCUCCUCCUUGUGCCUAUCUAUGUCACUGCUGGGAUUGAGAUUUGAACCCAUUUGUUGGUAUUUGAACCCAUGUCUCCAGGGUGAAAAUCCCACAUCUUAAUCAUUAAACCUAGAGGAUUGUCUUAGAUGUUUUAUGAUUUAGGAUAGAUGGAAUUGGGAAAGGGAAAGAAAAGGGAACAACACUUUUUUAGUUUUUACACACUUUUUUAGGAUGUCCUCUUUAUCUAAUGGUUACGGCGUUGUGUUGCCACGUGGGAGACCCGGAUUCAAAUCCCACCGGUUUACACCUAACAGUGGGAUACAACACGUGCUUCACUCCGCCCAAAGAACGGCCUAAACUGGUUGUUUACCAUCCCCAUACGUCAGACCCUCCAUCUACAAACAGACAAACAGGACGGAGUUGAGAGAGCUCAAAUAAAGACCUCUUCCAACGACCACCACUGGAGCUGCAGCACCUCUGACCUCUUCAAAUAAAGACCCCCUCCAACGACCACCUCUGACCUCUUAAAAUAAAGACCCCCUCCAACGACCACCACUGGAGCUGAAGACCUCUGACCUCUUCAAAUAAAGACCCCCUCCAACGACCACCACUGGAGCUGAAGACCUCUGACCUCUUCAGUCUUCAUCCAGCUGUUUUCUGGGGCUCUCGCUGUGAGAGUGAAAUCUGCCAUUUUAGUUGACCUUCCUCCAUUUUGUCAUUCUGUGGAGUGGAAGUGACCAUCAGCCAUUGCAUUCUUUUUCAUUUUUUAUUUUUAUGGAGUUCCAAGGAGUGGAGGAAUGGUUCCAUCACAUGUAGAUUUAGUCACGUGUUUUUUUUUCUUUCCAUUUGCAAAGUCCCUCCUGAGUGAGAACACACAUAUGUUCCAAGGCUCCUGGUUGGUUGAAAUGUUUUGUCAGCCAUCUUAGCCAGAAAUUAAAGAGAUUUGCUGGA
Messenger RNA from Salvelinus namaycush (lake trout), 3452 nucleotides. Its product is annotated as disintegrin and metalloproteinase domain-containing protein 10-like. Bases 70 to 2451 code for a protein of 793 amino acids. The transcript has 16 exons. NCBI's taxonomy places the organism in Eukaryota, Metazoa, Chordata, Actinopteri, Salmoniformes, Salmonidae. Gene Ontology annotation, molecular function: metalloendopeptidase activity involved in amyloid precursor protein catabolic process. Gene Ontology annotation, biological process: Notch signaling pathway; membrane protein ectodomain proteolysis. Gene Ontology annotation, cellular component: synaptic membrane; plasma membrane. The record is from RefSeq and is a predicted model, not a curated record.